Molecule: messenger RNA, 702 nt
Organism: Rotaria sp. Silwood2
Lineage: Eukaryota; Metazoa; Rotifera; Eurotatoria; Philodinida; Philodinidae
Source: the annotation of a GenBank genome assembly
AUGUUUCGAACAUUGAUUCGACCAUUACAAUCUGCUCGUAUUAUUCAGAUUCCUAUUCGAACAACUGUUAUUGUCGAACGUGUACAUCCAUUGACAAAAUUACGCCCAUGGGAAAAUAUUUACGAUUAUAGUAAAUACAAAUAUACCGAUUUUCAAUAUCGUAUUAUUCGUGAUACAGAUACAGAAAAAUGGGGAAAUAUUGAUGUUAUACUAACGGAAUAUGUUGAAGGUGUCGGUUAUAAAGGUGAAAUAGUCAAUAUUCCACGUGAAAUAGCUUAUAGAGAAUUAUUACCAGCACAAUUAGCACUUUAUCCAACACCAGAAAACAUUGCAUUAUUUGAAGAAGAAAGAAAAUUACUUGUAGAUCGACCACAAAUAUCACCAUUUGUUAUGAAAUGUCGUGAUUAUUUGAAAUCAACUCUAUUACAAAUACCAAUUAAUCUUAAAUUAAAAGAAUGGUCACUAACAAAAGAUAAUAUUCGUGUUGCACUUCGACGUAUUAAUGUCAUGUGUGAUGAAGAUGCUAUUAUUUUAGAAGACGGUUCUAUUAAUCAAGAUACAUAUAAAUUAGGGGAAGAAUUUAAUAUUAUUCUUAACAUCAAUCCACUCGUUGACGUAUCUAUAAAAUGUAUCAUUGUUCCUGUUGAUAAAGCGAAAUUAUGGGAUGAAUAUCAAUUAUCAAAACGACGACCUAAAACAUAG